AUGAGCCAGUUGAAACAUGAGUCUUACGCAGCUUGUAACACACCUAAAGAUUUGCUACAAGCGGUUCUGGGUAACAGUAAGGCCCGAGAGCCCAACAGACAGGGCGGAACAGCGUCAAACACUUGGAAUAUUCCCUAUACAUCUGACCUGCAGUACGUAGGAAAACAGGGCGAAGAAGAAGAAGAAGAAGAAAUUGUAUCGAAUGCGCUGGUCACGGCGGUUCUCUUCAGCACAGUUCUGCACAGAACAGUUUCCCUGCGAGCACCAGUUCGUGAAUAUGCCGGGCUGGUCAGCAAAGGCCAGGCUGUGCUGAUUGACCCAUACGAAGUAUCCAAAGAGAUUCUCCGCUCAUCGACUGAUUCCAGUAAGGAAGGUUCAGAAGUGACUACACCUGCAUCAGAAACUCCGGCAGAUGAAGAGCUGCCAACACCUGUUGCUCUGCUGAACAACCCUUCGACCUUCAGACCUAAGAUCUAUCGUGACAACUCCACAGAUGUUACCAAAUUGCAAAACAGGCUUUUGGAACUCCAAAACAGGGUUCCGUUUUGGAGGAAACGAUUAGGGAACUUAGGUCUAGGAAAUCACGGCCUGCAUUCUGGAAUAGCCCGAUUAGGCGCGGGAGGUGUUUCACUGCCUAGUCUGAAGAGGCUCUCAGGCUCGGGCGCGUCACGUAGGAGAACGGCCUCUGGAAUACUACCGAGCGGAAUCACAAAGAAGAAUGUGAUUCAUUUCUUGAGGAACAACAGAAAUUUAACCACCACAACAACAAUGCAGCCCACAAUAGAUUUUCUGUCUCAGUGGCACAACUCCUUCAGCAGAGGCAAACCUGAAGAAAGUGUUCGGGCGCAGACAAAGAAAACCCCAAUCGAUGAGCGCAUUGCUAGUGAAAAUCCAUAUCCGCAGCAGAUGACAACACAGUCGACUGCAGACCUUGCAAAUGAUCAGUUUUAUAAUAACCUGAAAACUAAAGCAAAUGGAAAUAAGAGAACAAAGCCUUUGCUGACUUCACCUACAGGUCUUACAUCUGUGCACGACAUGACAAGUACACACUUUGCCAAUGGAAGCAGCACAUCUCACAACAAAAAACCUGCAGUUCAAACAGAAUCACAAAACAGAAGGGGCACACGACCUGCAGUGAGAACCACAACAAUGUCUCCAAACCGGCAGAAAAGUUCCUUGCCGGCUUCUUUAUCUAAGGAAUUAGAUAAAAGUGUAUUACAUGAUACGGAAAUUCUUGAAUCAAUCAAAUCGAUUGUCAAAAGUGCUUCGGGGAACACCAACGAUUUUUCGGCACAAAAUUUCCAAGGUAAUACAUCCCCAAAACCUUCAGACAUUUUCAGUGGAGUUAAACCAUUGUAUGGCUUCAGACCAAGUUAUCAGGAACCAUCAAACACAAAUCAGUCAUCAGUGCCAGAACCUACACAGCAAUCAUCAGUUUUUUCACUGACAGGGAGCUCUAAUACCAGAACAAACACAAGAAAGCCCAGUAGACCAAGCAUAGAAUCACAAGUUGUUAAUGCAGGUCCAACUAUAAUAGUGUCACCACCACCUCUUGGCCAUAACUUGGCACUACAGAUUGGUCAUUCAUUACCUGUAUUAACUGAAGAGCCUGUAGAUACAGAUUACCAGAAAAUACGGACUCUGGAAGAUGAAACUGAUAUUGUCAUAGGACGUCCUGCUGCCUUAAUUAAGCCACCACCAGUUACUGUACCAACUACCAUCAUCCCACCUACACUAAGAAAUGAAGAGGGGUCACCAAUAUACAUUAGUAAUGAUAAUGACCAUAAGUAUCCCAUCACUUAUCAACCAAAUAUAGGAUCUCCACUGCCACCAUGGUAUACUCAAGAGAUUGGUCCCCUCUUGGAUGCAAUAUCAAAAAAGUACAAUCCUUACAAGCUCCAGUCAGCUCAUAAUUCCGCUCCAAACUUGAAAGCUUUAGUUGAAAGUGGUAAAUUACCAGAAUUUUUCAAAAAUGAACAUUUGAUGGAUUACAUUAAGAAAGACCAGCUGAGGUUUCAACCAUUAAAUUCCGUUGACAGGUUAGGAAAACCAAUACCAGGUAACAAUGGUGAUCUUGAGGCUGAUGAAAAGGAAGCUGGGAUUACGGGUCAGUUUGUGGCACUAUCUGGUUUGGCUUUGCUCAUGGCAUUUGGAGGAUAUUUCCUGUUUUCGUCAUCUGAAUCUGUUAGUGAGUCACGAGGAGCACCAGACCCUCUACUCCUUGCCGUUAAUCAAGCAAGACACGGUUUAAAACUUUUACAGCAAGGUCUUGAUGAGUACGAGACUAAACUGAUUGAAAACAAAGAUCGUUUGAAUGAUGGGAUGCCAUCACAUAUGGUUUUUGAAACAGAUCAGACACUUCAAGAUGUCUCAGUGGAUCUAGGAAAGGUUUGGAAAAACAUCCAAGAAAUUCCUAACAAAUUACUUUUCAGUGAGGAAUCUCCAUUUUCCAAUGCAGUAAAGAUGAUCAAGAAGCAGAUUGGUGAUCCUGAAGGCUUAAUCAAUUCUAUAAAGAAUUCUUUGAUGGACAGUUUAGGCAAGACUCAUCAGUCAUCAAGGGAACCUCAUAGUCUCCACGAACCGAAUUCCAGUAUAGCUAUGAAUAACCAGUUGGAUCCUCUGAACAGUUUCUCUCCACUGGAACUGCUUAGUUCAUCAGUCUCGCCGCAGAAUCUAGUACUUGAUCUGAUUUCAAAAUUAACAGUGUCCUCCUACUCAAACAGAGGAGGCGAUGGUGAAAUGCGAUCAUUUGGAAAGCAAUGGCAAUUACUCUCAUCGCUUUUCUUCCCAGCAUCAGCUAAGAAUGUGUCUGCUAAUGAAGAAUCUGAGUCAGUGCCUACUGAUAAAGUUGGAGCCAAACAUAAAAAAGAAGAGGAUAAUCUAGAUAUAAAUGAUCAUGUUCUACAUCAUGGUCGAAGUGAAUCUGACAAGCAAAGAAAAGAGACAAUUAAUGAUACUAAUAAGAAGCCCACACUAACUUAUGACAUGAAGGGACACAACAAGCAUGUUAACUCAGAGGACGACAAAGAGGAAUAUAAAAAAGACGAAGCUGAGAGCGAAACUCGGGAAAGAAGUAAAGAAUCAUCUCAUGAUUACAUUUCAAGGUUAGAUAUUAAUGCGAGUCACAAAAUCGACCAAGACUCAAGCCCAAGAAACAACACAGGUGAAGAAAAUGCUACAGAACAAAAUGAAAGCAAUGAUGAAAACUAUGACCUAGAAGAUGAUGUGCAGACAGAAAACCCUGAAGUGUCCACUCAAUUUGGUGAAGAGAAUGAAUAUGAUGAAAAUUCAGACUCAAAUGAUGUAAAUGAUACUCUACUUGGUGAGGAGUUUCCCAGAGUUGAUGGCUUAAGAAAAGGAAUUGAUGAUGAUUCUAGCCAAAAUCUAGAAACAGGAAGCGAUAACAAAAGUUACACAGAUAGGACAUUUCAAGAAAACCUAAAAAAUGUUGAUGUCCUGGCGUCACAUGAAAUUAACAUGGUAAGUGAUGAUUUGCAUACUCCAGAUGAAGAAAACAGUGGAAAUUAUGAAAAUACAUUAAUACCUCAGCCUUCAACUGAGAAUUAUGGUGACUUGGAACCAAAAGAUGACUUAAAGUUAGAUGAAUCCAUUGAGGUAGUUAAUAUUGAUUCAAGUGCAAAAGAUGAGUUUAUCACACAAAAGAGAGAAGACUUUAUACCAAUUGAUGCCACUAACAAUGAUGAGCUGAACUUUGAUGACAAACUGACUGACAGAAACAAAGGAGACUUGAGACCAACUGAUGAUGUUGAUGAAGUUCAGCUGAACUUUGAGGACCAACCUAAUAAUGGAGGUGAAGAUGGCUUAAGACCCACUGAUAACUCAAGCGAAGUCGAGGUAAACUUUGACAACAAAAUUCCGUCAACCAAAGAAACUGAAAAUGCCUCUAGGUUAAGUGAUAACCUGAGCAACGAAAUGAACCUUAAGGGCCAGUCAUCGAAUGGCAAGGACAAUGACCUGAGUUUCACUGCUGCGACAGACAUAGCUGUCCUGAACUUAAAUGAUAGUCCAAGUGCAAGAGAUCAGAGUGACACGAAAAUCAGUGAUUAUGAUAAUAAUCAUGAGAUGGACUUGAAAGAAGAUACAAUGCAGGCAACUGAAGAGGCCUUUGAGCAGAGUAACUUGACCAAGGGUGAGCUGAAAUUAAAAGACAUGUCAAAAAAGGCAGAAGAAAUGAACUUGAACCCCAGCAAUGAUUCUGAAAACAAUGAUGAGACCCUUCAGAGCAAAUCAACUAAUACAGCUCAAGAUGAAAUGCCAAACAAUAUGACAUCAGAGAACAAUUACAUGGUAAUUUCAAAAGAUGGCAACUCAAAUAUCAGUGACAAUGCCAAGUCCGAGCAGGAUGACUCACCAGACUCAGAAGUAAAAAUGAGCGAGGUAAGUGGCAUCUCGAGAAAAGAAAUUGGCAGUGGUCCAAACUCAAACUAUGGAGGCAGCACUGGCAGUGAAGGUGAAUCUACCCCAAGUGAGACCAAGAAUUCUCCACUUGAAGAAAAGACAAAUUUGAAAGCAGAUAAAACCUUGAAAAGCAAUGUAGGAACUAAAGAGUUCUCAGCCCUCAAAAAAGUAAUAUCAAAAGAAACAGAACUACUCUCACGCCUAAUAGCAGAACCCCAGAAACAAAAUGGCGAUGACUCAAGACUUCAGAGUUCACUCGAAAAAGGAAAUAUUACAGAUUAUGAAAAUGCAGGCAUCUUAAGAAACCUGACAGGUGAACAAAAUGAAGGGAGAAAGUUUAUUGAACAAAAAGAAGAGACAACUGAUGGCAGUGGCGAAACAGAACCUAAAAACAAAGAAAAUGGAUACGAACAAGAAAGUGAUAUCACGAAGUCUGACAGUGAGCCCCUGGUGUUGUUGAAGGAGAAAAAAGUGACAGAUAAGGACCAUGAAAAGACUAAGACUAAACUGGACGGUGAUAUGUCACAUGAUCAAGAAGAACCAAUAGAAAACGAUGAAAUGAGUAAAGAAAAUGCAGACGACAUCUCGAGCGAGUCUGAGGACGAGCUUAACCACAAGGAAGAUGGAGGCGACUUCUCAUCAGAGAGCAAUGAAAAAGACGAAGAAGAGGAGGAGGAGGAGGAGGAGGACAUAGAGUACGAAGAAGUCAUGGACGAAGCUUACUCUCAACUGAAAGAGCAAUUACCCAGAGGUUAUUACUACCCUGGUAACAGACAAACGAGUCUACUGCAAGACAUGGUUGCCCGAUACCUAGCUCACGAAUCCUUGCCCGAUAACAAUAUUUCUGUGUAAAUUCAACGUAGGAAAUGGAACAAGGUUUGGAGGACAUUAGAAUUUUUACCGAAACUCACUAGAAUCAAAUAUUCAAAAUGUGUAAUUUUAGAACCACGCUCUUAAGCAUUUGCCAUCAGAAAGUGGUGUAAGGUAAUGACGAACAAACUAACUAGUCUGUAUAGGGAAUGCAAGAUGAGAAGUCUGAAAAAUGAGGGCCAAUUAUUAGUUAUAAUUACUGAAAAUAACUGAGGAAUAUAAUAAUUAAACAAGUAAAAAAUGCGUCGAAGUUUCUUCGGCGCAAUUGAGUUUACUGUAUCUCGGACAAUCAAAGCCACCGAAAACAGAUCUAUCUUUUGGUGGUCUCGGUAUAAUUCUGUAUGAGCCGCAGUCCAUGUAACUUUAACCACCGCCCGGUAGUGGCCUGGCCUAUAUUGUUGCCAGACGCACGAUCAUGGCUAACUUUUAAACGUAAAUACAAUAAAAACUACUGGGGCUAGAGGGCUGCAAUUUGGUAUGUUUGAUGAUUGGAGGGUGGAUGAUCUACGUACAAAUUUGCAGCCCUCUAACUUCAGUAGGUUUUAAGAUCUGAGGAUGGAUAGAAAAAGUGCAGACGGGCUGACAAAGCUGGCACAAUAGCCCAUUGAAAAGAAAAUCACAAAUAUUAAGGAAUGAAAAUUAUACGACGUACUGGAAAUGAGAGAGGAAUGAUUUUAGAGGAACCGUAAAUUUUCUAAUGUCUUCCCAACACAGAUAUUUCCAAGCAUAAUUUAAAUUAAAAGCACCGCUGUCGAUGGUACUACAGUACAAGGG
Molecule: messenger RNA, 6063 nt
Organism: Macrobrachium nipponense
Lineage: Eukaryota; Metazoa; Arthropoda; Malacostraca; Decapoda; Palaemonidae
Exons: 2
Coding region: 1-5271 (1756 amino acids)
Source: RefSeq, a predicted model, not a curated record